GGCAGAGGGUAGACCUAGAAGGAGGUAGGCAGAGAACAAGGCAUUAAGACAGUGCAGAGCUGCUAAAGCUGGUGGAAUGAAGCAUCUUCCAAUCGUACUGUGGUUGUGUGUGGCAGUUUGCUCAGCCUAUCCAUUGAAUGGAGCUGCAAGAAAGGAGGACAGCAGAAUGGAGCUUCUUCAGCAAUACCUAGAAAACUACUACAACCUCGGAAAAGAUGUGACACAAUUUUUUAAAAGAAAGGACAGUAGUCUUGUUGUUAAAAAAAUCCAAGAAAUGCAGAAAUUCCUUGGGUUGGAGGUGACAGGGAAGCUGAAUUCUGACACUUUGGAGAUGAUUCACAAGCCUAGGUGUGGAGUUCCAGAUGUUGGUCAGUUCAGCACCUUUCCUGAUAUGCCAAAGUGGAGGAAAAACCAUCUUACUUACAGGAUUGUGAGUUACACACAGGAUUUACCAAGAGAUGAAGUUGAUUUUGCCAUUGAGAAAGCUCUGAAAGUCUGGGAGGAGGUGACCCCACUCACGUUCUCCAGGAUACAUGAAGGAGAGGCUGACAUAAUGAUCUCUUUUGUAUUUCGAGAACAUGGAGACUUUAUCCCUUUUGAUGGACCUGGAAGUGUUUUGGCUCAUGCCUAUGCGCCUGGGCCCGGGAUUAAUGGAGAUGCUCACUUUGAUGAUGAUGAGCUAUGGACAAGGGAUACAACAGGGACCAAUUUAUUCCUGGUUGCUGCUCAUGAACUUGGCCACUCCUUGGGUCUCUUCCACUCCGCCAAUACUGAGGCUUUGAUGUACCCAGUCUACAACUCCUUCACAGACCUAACUCGAUUCCGCCUUUCUCAAGAUGAUGUGGAUGGCAUUCAGUCCCUCUAUGGACCUCCUCCUCCCUCUGCUGGUGACCACGUGGUACCCACAGAGUCUGGGACACCAGCCGCGUGUGAUCCUGCUUUGUCAUUUGAUGCAGUCAGCACCCUGAGGGGAGAAAUCUUGUUCUUUAAAGACAGGUCAGACUGGAAGUUGUAGUCCCCUAUCUAUUCUCAUGAUGUACAGUGCUUAAAAAAAAACAACAAGGAGAAACCUGGUAGAGAUCUUUAAACAUUUAAGACAAAAAUGGUACCUUUUCUACAUUUUCCUAAAAUUGUCAAGUUCAUUUUUGUAGACUCAGAAUGAUUUGAUCCCUGUCCUCAGACUGUUAUUCCCAAAUGUCCUAAGUACAUUUUCAAAAGGUACAAGUAGAUCUUUAUAAUCAAAUUUUUUGAACUUCUUUUCAAAGUGACCCCUGGAUAAGAAUUACAUUUAAUCAAUUAAUUUACUGACGAGUGGAUAAAUAUGCACAUGAUAAAACACUCAUACUAAACAAGUGAAAGUUAAGUUUUGAUUCUCCAGA
Messenger RNA from Heterocephalus glaber (naked mole-rat), 1379 nucleotides. The record is from RefSeq and is a predicted model, not a curated record. NCBI's taxonomy places the organism in Eukaryota, Metazoa, Chordata, Mammalia, Rodentia, Bathyergidae.